AACUAACUACCCUGUCAACUUUUCUCUCCUAUAUCCUCUUGUUCCCCUCCACCACCAGGAAGGGCAGGGAUAAAGGCAGCCAGAGAGGCUUUUUCACUUUCUCUUUUACAUUCCAAAGUCCAACAAACCCUAAUUAAACAUUUAAACACAUCACAAAAUAUGAAUUUUAAGCCCUGGCUCGCUCUGCUCCUCCUGGCCCUGGCCAUGGCCAUGGUGGCUGAAGCUUCCAAAGUACAUCAAGAAUACGGGUUUGGUGCUGUGGGAGAUCUCAUUGGAGACGACAAUGAGAUGUUGCUCGAUUCUGAAUCCAACCGUCGCACACUCGGGAGCCGACAAAGAUACAUCAGCUAUGGUGCCCUUAGGGCAAACAACGUGCCAUGUGGCAGGCAUGGACGGUCCUACUACAAUUGCCAACAGAGGGGUCGUGCCAACCCUUACUCUCGUGGCUGCAGCCGCAUCACACAUUGUGCUAGGGACACCAGCAGUUAAAUGAUGGAACAAGCGAAGUGGGAAAAGAAGAUAUAUACGUAUAUAUAUGUGGUAUAAUAACUAUUGUGGCUGGCUUUUGUUCUAUGAACAGAGAUUCUGGAAUAACUUGUAGUUUCUGGCCACACUUACAUGUAAGCCUCCCAUUGGAAUAUUUAUAUUUUAAAUACAUAUAUGGUUAUUUUAUUUAUUUGUUUGGGAGGUCGCUUAUUUAAUUUCGAUUGUAUGUGUGUGAUGCUAAUAUGGGACCGAAUUGGUCUUUCUAUAUAUUCUUUAUGUAAUCUGUGUAUAA
Molecule: messenger RNA, 778 nt
Organism: Cajanus cajan (pigeon pea)
Lineage: Eukaryota; Viridiplantae; Streptophyta; Magnoliopsida; Fabales; Fabaceae
Product: protein RALF-like 19
Biological process (GO): calcium-mediated signaling
Cellular component (GO): plasmodesma
Source: RefSeq, a predicted model, not a curated record